UUGCAGAGGAUACGACGUGAAAUCAGAACUUGCGCAAGACUUAAGCAUGACAAUAUUCUGCCUGUGUAUGGCUACACGCAUGGCUUCGGCCUGUUCAUGGCAAUGGUCAGCCCCUGGGCAGAUAAUGGUAAUCUGACAACCUAUCUGGAGCGGCAAGAUGCACAUCUUACUAUGGUCAGACGAUUCCAGAUUCUCGGAGAUAUUACGAAUGGCCUGCAAUAUCUUCACGCAAAUAAUGUCAUUCACGGUGACUUAACUGGGCCGAAUGUGCUUAUUCAUGGUGACGGCACAGCUUGCCUCGCUGACUUCGGUUUGUCCCUGGUAUACUCUGAAGCCAUGAGUACCUCCCUGGCUUCCUGGUCCUCGGCGUUCCACGGAAACUUUCGAUGGCUGGCUCCCGAGCUACUCGGGGAACCAGAUAAUGAAUUGCCAACACGGCCAAGCAAAUACAGCGACAUCUACUCCUUUGGUGGUAUCAUGCUACAUGUAUGUCUAGGAAAUCUUCGUCCUCCCACUGACGUCAUUACGCCCUACUAUUACCUACGAGAUGCUGCAGUCAUUCAACGCAUAGGCAUCGGGGCCAAGCCUUUACGAUCACGCUAUCCUGUGUUAUCUGACGAGUAUUGGACUUUGAUUGAGGAAUGUUGGUCAACUGCAAUUCAGGAUCGUCCGUCGGCUGAGGGAAUUGCCAGGGUGAUUAGGGAUGAACUGGACUCGCUAUCCCGCUCUUGA
Suillus paluster is the source of this 732-nucleotide messenger RNA. Its product is annotated as kinase-like protein. The annotation marks the transcript as partial. Gene Ontology annotation, biological process: signal transduction; protein phosphorylation. The record is from RefSeq and is a predicted model, not a curated record. The transcript has 4 exons. Gene Ontology annotation, cellular component: cytoplasm. Gene Ontology annotation, molecular function: ATP binding; protein kinase activity. Lineage: Eukaryota; Fungi; Basidiomycota; Agaricomycetes; Boletales; Suillaceae.